Messenger RNA from Peromyscus californicus insignis, 4771 nucleotides. RefSeq names its product WD repeat domain 33 (gene Wdr33). Lineage: Eukaryota; Metazoa; Chordata; Mammalia; Rodentia; Cricetidae. Gene Ontology annotation, cellular component: mRNA cleavage and polyadenylation specificity factor complex. The transcript is spliced from 23 exons. The record is from RefSeq and is a predicted model, not a curated record. Gene Ontology annotation, molecular function: protein binding. The coding region runs from base 343 to 4350 and encodes 1335 amino acids.
CGUGAUGACGCACAGGCGUACGCUCGGUGGCUCCUCGGGGAAGAUGGCGGCUGCAUCUUUGAAGGAGAGGAAUUGAGAGUAGGGAGCAGGGGAGAGGAGCGGGACGGGAGAGACACUCCCCGCGGCACCGAAGGACACCGCGCUCGCGGUCAGGCGCCCCUCCCGGCCCUCCACGUUGAGACAGGGUUUCUCUGUGUAGCCCUGACUGUCCUGGAACUCCAUAUAGACCAGGUUGGCCUCGAACUCAGAUCUGCCUGCCUCUGCCUCCUGAGUGCUGGGAUUAAAGGUGUGCACCACUGCCGCCGCCUGGCCAAUUUCUUGACCUAGUAGAAAAACAUCACCAUGGCUACAGAAAUUGGCUCUCCUCCACGAUUUUUCCAUAUGCCGAGGUUUCAACACCAGGCACCCCGACAGCUGUUUUAUAAGCGCCCCGAUUUUGCACAGCAGCAGGCAAUGCAGCAGCUUACCUUUGAUGGAAAACGCAUGAGGAAAGCUGUAAACCGGAAAACCAUAGACUAUAAUCCUUCUGUAAUUAAGUAUUUGGAGAAUAGGAUAUGGCAAAGAGAUCAGAGAGAUAUGCGGGCCAUUCAGCCGGAUGCAGGUUAUUAUAAUGAUCUGGUCCCACCUAUAGGAAUGUUGAAUAAUCCCAUGAAUGCAGUUACAACAAAAUUUGUUAGGACAUCAACAAACAAAGUAAAAUGCCCAGUAUUUGUUGUGAGGUGGACCCCAGAAGGAAGACGCUUGGUCACUGGAGCUUCUAGUGGAGAGUUCACCUUAUGGAAUGGGCUGACUUUCAACUUCGAAACCAUAUUGCAGGCUCAUGAUAGCCCUGUGAGGGCCAUGACUUGGUCACAUAAUGACAUGUGGAUGUUGACAGCAGAUCAUGGAGGAUAUGUGAAAUAUUGGCAAUCCAACAUGAACAACGUCAAGAUGUUCCAGGCACAUAAGGAGGCGAUUAGAGAGGCCAGUUUCUCACCCACGGAUAAUAAAUUUGCUACAUGCUCUGAUGACGGCACUGUUAGAAUCUGGGAUUUUCUUCGUUGCCAUGAGGAAAGAAUUCUCCGAGGUCACGGUGCUGAUGUGAAGUGUGUAGACUGGCAUCCAACCAAAGGGUUAGUCGUUUCAGGAAGUAAAGAUAGCCAGCAGCCAAUCAAGUUCUGGGAUCCCAAGACUGGGCAGAGUCUUGCAACACUUCACGCCCAUAAGAACACAGUGAUGGAAGUGAAAUUAAACCUCAAUGGCAACUGGCUCCUCACAGCAUCGCGUGACCAUCUCUGUAAGCUUUUUGAUAUCCGAAACCUGAAAGAAGAGCUUCAAGUGUUCCGAGGUCACAAGAAGGAAGCCACAGCUGUAGCCUGGCACCCUGUUCACGAAGGACUGUUUGCCAGUGGCGGCUCUGAUGGCUCUCUGUUAUUCUGGCAUGUUGGGGUUGAGAAGGAAGUAGGUGGGAUGGAGAUGGCUCAUGAAGGGAUGAUCUGGAGUUUGGCUUGGCAUCCUCUUGGACAUAUUCUCUGCUCAGGCUCAAAUGACCAUACCAGCAAAUUCUGGACUCGAAACCGGCCUGGUGAUAAGAUGCGAGAUCGAUAUAAUCUGAACCUUUUACCUGGCAUGUCGGAGGAUGGAGUAGAGUAUGAUGACCUGGAACCUAAUAGCCUGGCAGUAAUCCCAGGGAUGGGAAUACCAGAACAACUGAAGUUAGCUAUGGAGCAAGAACAGAUGGGAAAAGAUGAGGCAAAUGAAAUUGAGAUGACAAUUCCAGGCCUAGAUUGGGGAAUGGAGGAAGUGAUGCAAAAGGAUCAGAAAAAGGUUCCGCAGAAGAAGGUCCCUUAUGCAAAGCCCAUUCCCGCUCAGUUCCAGCAGGCCUGGAUGCAAAAUAAAGUUCCAAUUCCUGCUCCAAAUGAGGUACUGAAUGACAGGAAAGAGGAUAUCAAAUUGGAAGAGAAGAAAAAAACACAAGCAGAAAUUGAGCAAGAAAUGGCCACAUUACAGUAUACCAAUCCACAGCUUUUAGAGCAACUUAAAAUUGAAAGGCUUGCACAGAAACAGGCUGAUCAGAUCCAGCCUCCACCCUCGUCUGGUACCCCUCUGCUCGGACCUCAGCCCUUUUCUGGACAAGGUCCAAUAUCUCAGAUUCCUCAAGGUUUUCAGCAACCUCAUCCAUCUCAGCAGAUGCAAUUGGUGGCUCAAAUGGGGCCUCCAGGUCCCCAGGGCCAGUUCAGAGCUCCUGGACCCCAGGGACAAAUGGGACCACAAGGCCCUCCAUUGCAUCAAGGAGGUGGGGGACCGCAAGGAUUCAUGGGACCACAAGGACCCCAGGGUCCUCCCCAGGGACUGCCUCGGCCUCAAGACAUGCAUGGUCCCCAAGGAAUGCAGAGGCACCCUGGACCUCAUGGCCCUUUGGGUCCCCAAGGGCCACCCGGACCUCAAGGUAGUUCUGGUCCUCAAGGUCAUAUGGGUCCCCAGGGUCCACCUGGACCACAGGGUCACAUUGGCCCCCAAGGUCCACCUGCUCCUCAGGGCCACAUGGGCCCGCAGGGGCCUCCUGGUACUCAAGGAAUGCAGGGACCACCUGGUCCCCGAGGAAUGCAAGGACCUCCUCAUCCUCAUGGGAUACAGGGUGGACCAGGGUCUCAAGGAAUCCAAGGUCCAGUGUCUCAGGGACCUCUGAUGGGACUGAAUCCAAGAGGAAUGCAGGGGCCUCCAGGACCUCGGGAGAACCAGGGUCCUGCUCCUCAAGGGAUCAUGAUUGGCCACCCACCUCAAGAGAUGAGAGGACCUCAUCCUCCAAGUGGAUUGCUGGGACAUGGCCCUCAGGAAAUGAGAGGUCCUCAGGAGAUGCGGGGCCUGCAGGGGCCUCCACCACAGGGAUCCAUGUUGGGCCCUCCGCAGGAACUUCGAGGGCCCUCAGGUUCACAAGGGCAGCAGGGGCCACCCCAGGGCUCUAUGGGACCUCCACCCCAGGGUGGCAUGCAAGGACCUCCUGGACCUCAGGGACAGCAGAACCCGGCAAGAGGGCCACAUCCAUCUCAAGGGCCAAUACCAUUCCAGCAGCAAAAAACACCUCUGCUAGGUGAUGGGCCCCGGGCUCCCUUCAAUCAGGAAGGACAGAGUGCAGGUCCCCCACCCUUGAUACCAGGCCUAGGGCAGCAGGGAGCACAAGGCCGAAUCCCUCCUCUGAACCCUGGACAAGGACCUGGCCCUAACAAAGGUGACUCUCGAGGCCCUCCCAACCAUCACCUGGGCCCCAUGUCAGAGAGGCGGCACGAGCAGACUGGUGGCCCCGAGCACGGGCCUGAGAGGGGCCCUUUCCGGGGUGGCCAGGACUGCAGGGGUCCUCCUGACAGGCGUGGCUCUCACCCUGAUUUCCCUGACGACUUCAGACCAGACGACUUCCACCCUGACAAGCGCUUUGGCCACCGGUUAAGGGAAUUUGAAGGGCGAGGAGGACCCUUACCACAAGAAGAGAAAUGGAGGCGAGGGGGCCCUGGACCUCCCUUUCCACCUGAUCACAGGGAAUUCAGUGAGGGUGAUGGCCGGGGUGCAGCCCGAGGCCCUCCGGGGGCAUGGGAAGGCCGCAGACCUGGAGAUGAACGGUUCUCCAGGGAUCCUGAUGACCCACGUUUUCGAGGGCGCAGAGAAGAAAGCUUUAGAAGAGGAGCCCCCCCAAGACAUGAAGGCCGUGCUCCACCAAGAGGAAGGGACAACUUUCCUGGUCCUGAUGACUUUGGUCCAGAAGAGGGUUUUGAUGCUUCUGAUGAAGCAUCCCGAGGACGAGAUCUCAGAGGGCGAGGCCGUGCCAACCCACGAGGGGGAUCCAGGAAGUGCCUACUCCCCACUCCUGACGAGUUCCCUCGCUUUGAAGGAGGACGGAAACCAGAUUCCUGGGAUGGAAACCGAGAGCCCGGACCAGGUCAUGAACAUUUUCGUGAUGCUCCCCGCCCCGAUCAUCCCCCUCAUGAUGGCCAUUCACCAGCUAGCAGAGAGCGCUCCUCUUCUCUCCAAGGCAUGGACAUGGCCUCCCUACCACCCCGGAAGCGUCCCUGGCAUGAUGGGUCGGGCACUUCUGAACACAGAGAGAUGGAGGCCCAGGGAGGCCCCUCGGAGGACCGAGGAAGCAAAGGCCGAACAGGCCCAGGACCUUCCCAGAGAGUGCCAAAGUCCGGACGUUCCAGCUCUUUGGAUGGAGACCAUCAUGAUGGGUACCACAGAGAUGAACCUUUCGGUGGCCCUCCAGGCAGCAGCUCAUCUUCUCGAGGGGGCCGGAGUGGCAGUAACUGGGGUAGAGGGAGUAACAUGAACUCUGGCCCUCCACGGAGAGGCUCUUCAAGGGGUGGUGGGAGGGGUCGGUAGAAGUAGGGGCUGAGUAGCCCUGGGCCUCUGCAUAGUAUUUAAGAAGUUCUUGUGGACUCACCAAGGAAGCGGGAAGAAGCCUUUACCACUGUAGCCGAGCUCUUCUGGGGCAGCUGAGUUCGAGGAGCCCAAUGCGGUUAUCACGAUGAAGAGACUGCUGCCACUACCCAGGGUAGUUGGCCCCGUUUGUCUUGUCCAACCUCGUCGCCCUAACGCUCCCUCCCAUGUUGUUUGUGAAGAUGAAAGCUGGAAUCUUUUUUUUUUUUUUUUUUUUAACGUGUCGUAAGAAAUGGAGCACCUCCACGAAGUUGAGUUCAUGUCCAAUUGGAAAUUUAUUUCUAUAUGUACAGUUUGUCAGAGAAAAAAAACCUUGUUUUGUAUGAAUACAGAAUGUGAUUUACUCAAGAAUUAACAAAACAAC